GGAGGACAAGAGACACCACGAAGGAACUGCCUUCUCCUCCUCUACUUGCUUUUGCUCUCAGCAGCCUUCCCACUGAUUCCAUCUUUGGCAUUUCCUUCUUCAAGCACCAAGAACUUCUUGAUUUGAAGAGUUCUCCUUGGACUGGGUUUCUCUUGGACUCAAGGCACCUGCGUUCCUAUCGGUGACCGGGUGGGUCAGAGAGAGCAGCACGUCCUUGUAGGUUGGAACUGUUGGAGCCAGUGCUGCGAAUCGCAAGAACCAAGAGUGAGAAGCAGAGCUCAUUGGCUCCCCCCUUUCGCCCGUCCAAUCAUUUUGCGGGCCUUGGCUUCGGCUGGACCUACGCGAGCCAUGCUGGGUAUUUCGGCUUCUCUCUCCAACAAGUGGACCCCGCUCUUCCUGAGCAUCAUUUUCUGGGCUGCCGUGACCCCCCUGGCCUCAGCCUUCCCCCUGUCCAAUUCCAACCCCCUUUAUCAGUUUGACGGACAGGUCCGCCUUCGCCACCUCUACACAGCGGAUGAGCAAACGCACCUCUUUCUGCAGAUCUUGCUGGACGGGAAAGUGAGUGGCUCCAGACACCAGAACCAUUUCAGUUUGCUGGAGAUCAAAGCUGUUAAAUCAGGGAUCGUUCGCAUGCAGGGUGUGAAAACCUCUCUGUUCCUUUGCAUGACAUCCAAUGGACAUCUGUAUGGUUCGGAGCACUACUCAGAGGAGGCGUGCAACUUCCGCGAGAAGGUACUUCACGACGGCUACAAUCUCUACUACUCUGAACACUACAACAUCCCCGUCAGCCUCAGCUCCACGGGGGCCUUGUCGCGGAACCGCCAGUUACCCCCAUUCUCCCAGUUCCUGCCUUUGGUCAACCGGGUCCCCCUUGACCCUGUUUUUGUCGACUACGACUUCUACGAACAAGAGCUCGACGUCGAGUCGUCCGAUCCCUUGAGCAUGAUGGGCCAGGCUCCCGGCUUCAUGAGCCCCAGUUACGUCUUCUGAUGGCCGAGGACCCCUCGGCUCUUCGGGAGGGGCCUGUGACGUUAGACUUGAACAAAAGACUUCUCCAGAGCUCGGAGAGUUGAGCUGUCUUGCAGUGAAAAGUGAGACGACGCAAUUCGAAGUCAGGACAGAGACAGGGGCAGAGAGAAAGAGGACUUUAUUUACUGUACUUGACAUAAAUUAUUGACACUGUUGCUGUAUUCCGUGGACUCUGGAUCCCCAAAACACACGUAAAUGACGUACUUGAGGGAGAUACAAGGAAUAUUCAAGGGAGGCAAAAUUCUUAUUUCCUUGGAUUGGAUUUUUUUUUCCCUUUGCACUCUUCUGUUGAUGUUAAAUUUGCUAGCCUUUUAUGUCUGUUUUUUUAUUUAAAUGACUAAUUUAUUAUAUGCUUAUUUAUUGGAGGAGUUUGGAGGUAGCUGAAAGGGAGGGGAGGCAAGAUAUACGAAAACUUUAUACCAGAAAAUUAUUUAUAUAUGGUUAUUUAUAUGAAAAUGUAUGUAUGUAUUAUUAUUAUUGUGGGUUUUUUGGUUAUUUAUGUCUUGUUCCAGAAAGGAAAUUAUUAUUAAACGUAUUUUAA
Sphaerodactylus townsendi is the source of this 1570-nucleotide messenger RNA. RefSeq names its product fibroblast growth factor 21-like. Gene Ontology annotation, biological process: animal organ morphogenesis; positive regulation of gene expression; regulation of cell migration. The record is from RefSeq and is a predicted model, not a curated record. Bases 349 to 990 code for a protein of 213 amino acids. NCBI's taxonomy places the organism in Eukaryota, Metazoa, Chordata, Lepidosauria, Squamata, Sphaerodactylidae. Gene Ontology annotation, cellular component: cytoplasm. The transcript is spliced from 3 exons. Gene Ontology annotation, molecular function: growth factor activity; fibroblast growth factor receptor binding.